AAGGAAAGGAAAGUUGCUCUGGGCAUUUGUAAAACUUGUAAUAUUGUAAAGACAGCAUAAUAAUGGCUAUGUUAGCUAGAACUCUUGGACGCACCCUUGUGCAGGGUCUUCAGACAAGCGCUUCGCGUUCAAUUCAAACUACAGCUGCUGUCAAUAGUGAUCCUGGUACUCAUGGUGGUAAUCGUACAACUUGCACCUUGAUUCCCGGUGAUGGUGUUGGCCCUGAAUUGGUAUACGCCUUGCAAGAAGUUUUUAAGGCAGCCAAUGUUCCUGUUGACUUUGAAUCCUAUUUCCUUUCCGAAGUCAAUCCUGUUUUGAGUGCUAAAUUGGAAGAUGUUGUAGCCUCAAUUCAAAAGAACAAAGUUUGCAUUAAGGGUAUUUUGGCAACACCCGAUUACAGUGUUUGCGGUGAAUUGCAAACUUUGAAUAUGAAAUUACGUAACGAAUUGGAUUUGUACGCUAACGUUGUACAUGUACGCAGUUUACCCGGUGUUAAGACCCGCCAUCAAGACAUUGACACCGUCAUCAUUCGUGAACAAACCGAGGGUGAAUAUUCUGCCUUGGAACAUGAAUCGGUGCCCGGUAUCGUUGAAUGUCUGAAGAUUAUCACUGCCAAGAAAUCAAUGCGUAUCGCUAAGUUUGCAUUUGAUUAUGCUACCAAGAAUGGUCGCAAGAAGGUCACCGCCGUACACAAGGCUAACAUUAUGAAAUUGGGUGAUGGUCUGUUCUUGAGAUCCUGUGAACAAAUGGCCAAAUUGUAUCCACGUAUUCAAUUCGAAAAGAUGAUUGUAGACAAUACUACCAUGCAAAUGGUAUCCCAUCCUCAUCAGUUCGAUGUCAUGGUUACACCAAAUCUUUAUGGUAACAUUGUCGAUAACUUGGCUUCCGGUUUGGUUGGUGGUGCUGGUGUUGUUGCCGGUGCUUCUUAUUCUGCCGAAGCUGUUGUAUUUGAACCUGGUGCACGUCACACCUUCGCCGAAGCUGUAGGCAAAAAUGUUGCCAAUCCCACUGCUAUGUUCUUGUGCGGUACCAAAAUGUUGCGUCACAUCAACUUGCCAACCUACAGUGAAAUGAUCAACAAUGCCCUUCACCGUGUACUUAAGGAUGGCAAGGUCAGAACCAAGGAUUUGGGUGGUCAAUCUACAACUCAAGAUUUUACACGUGCCGUCAUUGCCAACAUCCAUUAAAGAUUGUCUUCAAGGUGCCGACAAAAACCACAACCAACAA
Molecule: messenger RNA, 1227 nt
Organism: Musca vetustissima
Lineage: Eukaryota; Metazoa; Arthropoda; Insecta; Diptera; Muscidae
Gene: Idh3b
Product: isocitrate dehydrogenase [NAD] subunit beta, mitochondrial
Exons: 8
Coding region: 63-1187 (374 amino acids)
Biological process (GO): tricarboxylic acid cycle; isocitrate metabolic process
Cellular component (GO): mitochondrion
Molecular function (GO): magnesium ion binding; oxidoreductase activity, acting on the CH-OH group of donors, NAD or NADP as acceptor; NAD binding
Source: RefSeq, a predicted model, not a curated record